AAUCUGGUUUCUACUUUCACUUUCUGUUGGAAUGUCGAGCCCGACGAAGACACGUAACAUGGCUGAAUGAGAGCCAUCACUUAAUUCCAUGGCAAGAAUUCAUUUCAAUGUCCCACAGUUUCUACACAACCUGAGACAUGUGAGAUGGGAGACAACCCUGCAGAGAUGGUCCACCAAACAAGCUGCGCUAGCGUCUGUGCUUAUUCUUACUGUUCUAGUGAUUUUAUUCAUAAUUGUGGAGACAAUAUUUUUUGGUCGACCCCCUAUAUACAAGAAACACCAGCAUGUGAUGGAGGGGGGUAAGGGGCUGGGCCCCAAGGUUCACUAUGGAAUCGUCAUUGACUGUGGGAGUAGUGGCAGCAGAGUGUUUCUAUAUUUCUGGCCUCCACACUCAGGGAAUCCAAAGGAUCUCCUAAACAUCCAACAGUUUAUGGACAGUCAGGGAAAUCCAGUUGUAAAGAAGAUAAAACCAGGUUUGGACACUUUUAAGGAUAAUCCAGAAGCGGCCAGUGACUACAUCAAGCCUUUGUUACAGUUUGUGGCAGCUCACAUACCGGUGGAUCAACAAAAAGAGACCAUUUUGUUUAUUCUUGCAACUGCAGGCAUGCGCAUGAUCCCGGAAGAGUCCCAAAAGGCCAUUUUCCAGAACCUGUACACAGAAAUCCCUAAGAUGUUUCCGUUUGUGAUCUCGGAGAGUAACCUGGAGGUGAUCAGUGGUAAACAGGAGGGCGUGUAUGCCUGGAUCGCCGUCAACUACGUACUGCACAAGUUUGAUCAUGGCGCAGAUGAACACCCUCUAGUGGCUGUCGAAGUUCCUGGCAACAUGAACAAAGAGAAGAGAACUCAUGUCAGGCGAAGAACAGUGGGAAUGCUGGAUAUGGGAGGGGGAUCCAUGCAGAUAGCAUUUGAAAUCACAUCUAAGUACAAUAACAUUCCCAAGCAUAGAAUAGCAGAGUUUAAUUUGGGCUGCAAAAACAAUGAUUUGGACCACACUUAUAGGGUGUAUGUGACCACAUAUCUUGGAUUUGGUGCGAAUGAAGCAAGGGAACAUUAUGAGGAGUUCUUACUGACAUCUAAUGUCAGUCUAACCAACUCAGAUAUGGAAAACACAACAUUUAACAUUCCAUUUAAUAGAGAGAAGACAAGGUUCAAUGUAUCUGACCCCUGCCUGCCUGUAGGUCUGACUCAGGAGGUCAAGGACACAGAAAGUCAUAUCCACUUCCUUCAUGGACUAGGAGAUUAUGAGGCGUGUUCCUCUAAAUUAGUGAAAUUACUGAACAGGAAUGCUUCCAUUCUCUGUGAACAAGCACCUUGUUCAAUGAAUGGUGUUCAUCAACCCAUGAUUUCAUUCCAUAACAGUGAAUUCUAUGGAUUUUCUGAGUUUUGGUAUACCAUGGAUGAUGUUUUCAGGAUAGGAGGAAUUUACAACUUUGAAAAGUUCAAGUUUGAAGCAAAAAAAUUCUGUGGAACCAAGUGGUCCACCCUACAGUCUUGGUAUGAGGAGAAGCUUUACCCCAGAGCAGACGAAAACAGAUUCAGAUUCCAGUGUUUCAAGGCUGCCUGGAUGACAACAGUUCUUCAUAAAGGACUGAAGUUCCCACCCAGCUACCACAUGCUGCGGUCGGUACAGCUGAUCAACCACAGAGAGGUUCAAUGGACGCUGGGCGCUCUCCUCCACCGAACACGGUUCCUACCAUUGAGGGGGAUGAACUCUUUUGAAACUCAACACCCUCCACCCCACUGGGUUAAAAACAGAUAUGUCAUCAACGAAUAUGUGAUCAUCUUUUGCUUUGUGAUUGUUACUAUUGCCAUUUUAUCUUAUCUGAAACACUUGAGGAUCUGUCAGUCUAAAAAGACAGACAAACUCCAUCAUGUUCCAUCCAUGUCCUAUUUCAUGGUGGAGGAGGACCAGAUAGAACAGGGCCUGAACUACGUCAUUGUCGACCACAAAGAUCUAGAACAAUAGCAUUCAGUGAUUUCUUAAAUUAUUUAUAUCCAUUGUUUAUUUGUAAUAAAUCUGUACAUGUAUCAUUCUUUUCCUUGCUUUUGCCUCACUGAACUGAACAAAGGUAAUGAUAUCAUGUAGAUAUGUUAAGAUUUU
This is a messenger RNA of Magallana angulata, 2101 nucleotides long. RefSeq names its product ectonucleoside triphosphate diphosphohydrolase 7-like. The transcript is spliced from 10 exons. Gene Ontology annotation, biological process: nucleoside diphosphate catabolic process. Lineage: Eukaryota; Metazoa; Mollusca; Bivalvia; Ostreida; Ostreidae. Gene Ontology annotation, cellular component: membrane. Gene Ontology annotation, molecular function: nucleoside diphosphate phosphatase activity. The coding region runs from base 89 to 1966 and encodes 625 amino acids. The record is from RefSeq and is a predicted model, not a curated record.